Messenger RNA from Acanthamoeba castellanii str. Neff, 792 nucleotides. RefSeq lists its product as uncharacterized. Bases 1 to 792 code for a protein of 263 amino acids. NCBI's taxonomy places the organism in Eukaryota, Discosea, Longamoebia, Acanthamoebidae. The transcript is spliced from 4 exons. The record is from RefSeq and is a predicted model, not a curated record.
AUGCAGCAUCGGUCGGUCGCCUAUGUGGCCGUGGGCCUCGUGCUAAUGAUGGCGGCUCUGGUGGCGACGGCAGAGGCGGGGUGUGCCAACAUUCCGAGGUCGGGAUGGCACAAACAGUACAGCCUCAACUUCACCAACAACGACUACCAGCACUACUUCCGCCUCCAAUACUCGUGGAACGACCACAACCCCGCCGGCCAACAACGCCACUUCGCCCUCGGCCGCGUUGGUGGAAGGCCAGGGCUGCAUGUCACGGUGCUGCCCAACGACCUGCCCCACGAGAAGGACAGCGCCACGGACCCCAGGUCGGAACUGCGCGAUCAGGUGACCCCGCUGACGCUGGAGCACGAGUUCAUGUUCGAGUGGUCCUACUACCUCGACCCGGACACCGACUGGGCCAACAUGAAGGCCUUCAUCCAGCAGAACUUUGGCAAGGGCGCCGCCACCAAUCUCGACGUUCGCAGCGGCCAGUACGAGUACUCGUCGCUGAUCAGCGGGAGCGCGGGCGCCAAGCGCCACUGGAACCUGGCCACGUGGAUCGCUUCGCCCACCAAGGAUGUGGGCCGCUGGGUCGACUGGCUCAUCCAGUACAAGCCCUCCGCCACCGACGGCUACGUCAAGGUGUACCGCGGCGACGCGGGCCAGAGCUGCAAGCUGGUGUUCAGCGUGACGGGCGCCACCAUGUGGGACAACUUCAACGACGGCUACUUCAAGCUGGGCGUCUACCGCCACAUCGACAACGUGCUCGCCUCCCUGUGGCUCACCGACUUCACCCUCUCCAAGCGCCAGUGA